Molecule: messenger RNA, 917 nt
Organism: Neolamprologus brichardi
Lineage: Eukaryota; Metazoa; Chordata; Actinopteri; Cichliformes; Cichlidae
Source: RefSeq, a predicted model, not a curated record
UAGUGAAAGCAAACCAUUUCUACACAGGCACUGUCCGGGGAAUGAGAGCCCAACAUGACCGGUGGUCUCUAUGUUGUUGUUCUUUUUUCUCUACUCCAUGUCUCGCUGAGUGUGGAAAUGACAGGGUUAUACGGCACCUUCACCUCUCCCAACUUCCCCCAGCCUUACCCUGACAACCAGCACGUAGUGUGGAACAUCACUGUCCCAGAUGGCCACAGGGUCAAACUCUACUUUACCCACUUCAGCAUGGAACUCUCAGACCAGUGUGAAUAUGACUACAUCCAGGUUUUGGCAGAGGGGAAUGAAACCUUGCGGUUCUGCGGAGAGGAAGGGAAGAACCAUGAAAGCACCCCGAGGAAUACAAUCAUCCUGUCAGCCCGAAACCUCAUGUCAGUGGUCUUUAGGAGUGACUACUCUAACGAGGGACGAUUCACCGGCUUCCAAGCAUUUUACACCUCAGAAGACAUCAAUGAGUGCCUGUCCAAGGUAGAAGGGGAGCGAGUGUGUGAUCAUUUUUGCCACAAUUACAUUGGUGGCUAUUACUGCACGUGCAGACAAGGAUACCUUCUCCAUGACAACAGAAGAUCCUGCACAGGUAAGAACGAUACAGAGCGAGGCUCAAGAGGCAUGUUUAUCUGAGCUCAAUCACUGUGGGUCAAAAGCUAUUUAGCAGGGUGCAGCGUUAAGAACUUGGUAUACAUUGUCUGACUAUAUUGAUUUGUAAUUAGGGUAUUUCUGGAGCUAAACACGCUACUGCUCACAUCCUCUCAAAUCUGAAACAGCAAACACUAUUUACAGUGAAGAAAAGCAGGUGUCUGACCUCUGCUUUGAGACAGCAACAACGCAUUCAAUUUCCCUGCAUUCACUGACGAUGUAAACACAUGAAAUGGCCUAAUCUUUCAGUUGGCACAGCAGCA